This is a messenger RNA of Leptopilina heterotoma, 1107 nucleotides long. RefSeq lists its product as uncharacterized. The transcript has 2 exons. The coding region runs from base 90 to 845 and encodes 251 amino acids. NCBI's taxonomy places the organism in Eukaryota, Metazoa, Arthropoda, Insecta, Hymenoptera, Figitidae. The record is from RefSeq and is a predicted model, not a curated record.
ACUGUCGUUUGUCCUUGACAAACUCUCUUCAAACACGAGAUUGUUUAGUAAAAGAAUUAAAAACUUUUUUCCAAAGGCUUCCCAUCGUCAUGAAGCUAAUUAUUGUGUUGUGCUCCAUUCUCCUAGUGGCAACAGCCCAGCCAACUAAAAAUGAAUUCUGGAAGGGUACAAGCAUGGAUUCAAUUGUCGAGCAAACCAAAGCUGAUUGUGCGCAAAAGAACGACGAAAUCGCCUGCAUGAAGUACAAAGUUCUCAGUCUUCUUGAUCAAAUUUUCCGGAAGGACAGUUUCAAGUUAUCGGAAACAGUGGAAGUCACCCGCAACUCGAAUCCAGUUGAUGAGGUGUCUGCUCGCGCUGAACCCUCAUUUCUCGAGAAUUUGAGAUCAUAUCUAAUAUCUCACGAUGUGACAUUCAAAUUACCACUUGAGUCAUCGGUUAAAGUCAGUUCAAGGAACAUUGACAACGAUGAAUUGAGUUUCAAUUUGAAAUUUGGCGAGGAUCGUGCUAUUCAACAAGAGGCACGUAAAUCAAAAUUGAAGAAAGUCAUUAUUCCAAUUCUCGUGUUCGUUUUACUCAAGGCGAUGACAUUAAUUCCAUUGGCAAUUGGAGUAUUGGGACUGAAGGCAUGGAAUGCGCUGCAACUGUCAUUUUUUAGCUUCGUCGUGUCAGUAGGUUUGGCGAUAUUCCAACUUUGUAAGAAAAUUGCCGCCGACAGUCAUUCAGCACCAUUGGCAGCACAUGGACCAUGGGAAUAUCAGGCGGCACAAUAUCGUUCAUUAAAUGAUGAUGCAAUGUCAUCGGAUUAUGCGCAAAAUUUGGCUUAUUCGGGCUAUGCGCAAGCAUAAGGCUUUUAUUUUUAGAUAAAUUCGAACUUUUGUAAAAUAGCUUCUUUUCUUUUGUGUGUAUGAAUUAUUUAAUAAAUUAUUAUUUGUCGUAAUUUUAGUUACUUUUUUUAAUGAGGAAAAAAUAGAAAAAAGACGAAAUAAAUGAAAAAUAAUUGUUUUGAAACUGUAACAGAAUUUGCACGAGAGAAGAAAGAAACAUUUAUGUGGACGACUGACUGAUAAAAGAACAUACCGAAAAUACUUUUGCUACCAAAAAUUAGAA